This is a messenger RNA of Drosophila navojoa, 980 nucleotides long. Its product is annotated as distal membrane arm assembly component 2. The record is from RefSeq and is a predicted model, not a curated record. Lineage: Eukaryota; Metazoa; Arthropoda; Insecta; Diptera; Drosophilidae.
GAUCCAGCUGUUCACUCAGCUGACUACGAUUUGCGCAAGUAGUUUUUCGGAAUAUUAUUGUUGAAUUGACUACAACAAAAUUUGUUUAAUAAUAUAGUUAUGUAUUUGUCAAUGCGAUUAAGAGGGCUGCAGCCACGUGCUUACAUUGCGUAUCGCUAUGCGAGCACAUUGCCCAGCCACAAUUCAGAGGAAGAAGUGAGUGCCACUGUCAAAAGGAUUCGCCAGCAGCUCGCACAGGACAAACAGCAACUGAGUUGGAGAACUCCGAUUGGAGAUCGUCCCGAGGACUGGAAUAGUAAAUUGAAACUGUUCGCCAAUUCAGAGCAAACAUCAGAUUUCAUUGUCAUGAUGCAACGGCCCAUCGAUCUGAGUCCAAAGAGCGUCAAGAAAUGGUGGACCAAGCGCCAGGAGCGAAUCGAACGACAUAUGCAACAAUAUGUGCCCGAACGCCACAAGAUUCUCGGGCCCGAAUUAGCUGCGGCCCAUUUCGUACUCUAUCGUGGAGGUGCAGCCAAGUUCUUGAACGACAAGCGGUGGCAUCGCGCUUCAGAGGAUGGCGAAUUUAAUUUGCCAAAUAAAUUUAAUGCUAAUUAUAAGCUCGAAGCGCUUCGCUGCGAUAACAUGCAGUUGUAUUACGAGGGCUUGGAGAAUUUACGGAGUUUGGAGCAUCUUAAAUUCCUAUCCCUGCACAACGUAAAGCCAUUCGAUGACUGGUGCUUGGAUCGCAUUUCUGGUGGCGAUUACCCGCAAUUGGAAGUACUGGAUGUAUCAAGCACAUCAAUUACGCAUAGAGGAUUAGCCUGCCUCUAUCGCUUGCCCCAGUUGAAGCUUCUCAUCAUCGAUGAUCCGAAGCAAUCUCUCGAAAUGGAAUUAUCUGUUGCCAUGCUGGAGCUAGCGAUGCCGCCACUGAAAGUAAUGGCAGCUGAUACUAUACAUAGCAAAAUUUAACUUUGUUGAAAUAUACUUUUUAUCAUUUGUUA